CGGGAAGUGCGCUACGGAUCGGAACCAACCAAUAUCAUUCAGUGCAUCAUCAUAACAAUCUUGCUGUGAUUCAGUUGCAAAUUGCUUUGAUUUCCUAGUGUAACCGAUCACCGUUUUGCAAAUGGAACGGAAAUCGUAACGUGCUCAAAAAAUAUGAUAAUUCCGUUUCAAGUUAAUUUUUUCUUACAAAACGGAAAUGGCACGUCAAAUUGUUUGCAUAAUAAUUGUAUGAUUGUGAUUGGUUUCGCAUUUCGUUGCUGUUGUUGUUGUUGUUGUUACUGUGGUUGAUGGUGGUUCGGUGGUUCAGUGGCGGUUCGUACUCAGUUCACUGGCUAAUGGUUUCAUGCUCGGUUCGCGUGUGUGGUGCUUUAAGUGAUUUGUUGUUAAAAAGUGAAAAGCAUUAGCCAUUAUCAGUGCAGGGGGCGAUUGAAAUACAAAACGAUAAGUGGCCAAGGUAACAAGCAAUCGAAAUUGCCGAUAACUCAGUAUAUAUACAUAUAUAACCGCUCUAUGUGGAUAGAGUGACAAAUUGAAAUAUAUUUAAAUAGUGCAACAAAAAUAACGAAAUACAAACAAAACAACAUACAAACUGGAUCGAGAAUGGGGCUAUCAAAUAUACAAUUUAAUCGAAAGAAGGCCACAGCAAUUGCAACCGAAGAGUCAACAAAUUUAUAAUACUCCAAUUAAAUCACGCUUGGGUCAUAAAUCACAGAUAUGUACGUACACAUACAUGUAUAUGGUUGGUGUAAUCAAAUUGUUUAACCCGCUGCGGUAACACCCUGCGAGAUGUGAGAUAAAAAAUGCAUAAAUAUAUAUACAUAUAUAGUGUAUAGUGUACAACUAAACAACAAAUAGCAGACACAACAAACGUUGACUCUCUAACCACACCUACACACACCUGUAUAUAUCUACACACAUAUAUACAAACGAUCCACAAUUCCCCGAUUCCCGGCAGUUCACGUAGAGCAAACAUGGCCUGCUUUCCUCGCCUGUUCCAUCAUCGGAGUAAAAACAAAUUUACGCCCGCCCAAGAUGGGAACACCGACACGAUACUCAAUACCCAAGAUAGUCCCGUGCAAAUUGGCCUUUACAUACGACGGGAUGAGACACCGUUAUAUUCGCCCAUUUUGACGCCCAGUACCAGUGAGGCUCAACUGCAACGCCUAAAACAACAAUCAACAAGCCACGCCUCCUCAUCUUCCGCCUCAUCGUCACCCACACUUCCCGAGGCUGUGCCCCAAAACGGCAGCCCGCAGACGACGACGACCACACAGACAAAGAAGUUUCGCUCGAACAAGAGUAAGCUGAGAGAGCGGACGGAGCAGACGUCGACCACGACGACGACGACGACAAAUGGCCAGCGGGAGGAGCAGACAGCGGUGUCUGUCAAUGGCAAUGCAAUUAAUGUCACACGUUCCAAUUCAAAACUAAGACCAGUCAAAGAACGUCGCCCAACAGCUUUGCCCACAGAAGCGCCCCAAGUAAAUGUGGAAACUGCUGACUCCGAUACGGAAGCGGACGCGGAGGCGGAGGCGGGGGCGGAGGAGGAUGUUGUCGAUGGCAUGUCAAAGCUCAAAGUGAAUGUGAAUGGCAUAAUUGAUGAGAGCGUCUAUGCUGACGAUGACGUCACAACUCCAGCAUCAACAACAUCAUCGUCAUUGCAGGCAAAUGUAAAGUUUUUCAUUGGUCAUACACAGGAUCUAAACACAGACCAGACAGAUGACACUUUGUCCUGGCAAAGCAGCGAUGCGAACAACAACAACAGCAGCAGCAAAAGCAAACUGGCAAAUGGCACAUUGCCACAAGAUUCCCUGGGACUGGGGCUGGGACUGGGACAACAACAUGGACUACUCGCUCCACCUUCACCGCUGAAAAGCUCCAACUCCAGUGUGUCACUCAAUUAUCAGGCAAAGUGCAAUGGUGGCCAGACAUCAGCAGCAACCAGUCCCAACCUGGCGCAUAACCAACGACGACGUGUGUCCACAAUGCCCGAUAUUAACAUACCACCAGCGCCGCCACUGCCAGCAGAGCUUCUUGUACCCGGAACUCCUCUUCACUUGCGCAAGAAACGAAGCGCCGAACAACGCCGCCAACAACAGGCAGAUGCAUCGAAUGCCUCGAAUAGCCAAGAUCAAAUUCCCACACAAGAAAGAAAACGGAGCACCAGCAGCAGUGAAAGGAGAGACAGUUCAAGCUCCACAACGACAAAAGUUCAUCGUGUGGAUGGAGGUAUCAUCUAUGCGCGACCGAAUUUGCCCGUGCAAAAGGACAUUGAAAUCGAAUUUAAUGCAAAGGAUGAAGCCUCACGCAAUCUCAUACACAAGGCCAUCGAACGCAAUGAUUUCCUUAAUAAUCUUAUGGACAAGGAACGCAAAGAGAUGGUUAUCAAUGCCAUGGCGCCGGCUAGCUACAAGAAGAAUAGUUAUAUCAUUCACGAGCAUGAGGAGGGCUCCGAGAUAUAUGUAUCAGCGGAGGGUCAAUACGAUGUGAUACGAGCCGGACAGAAUAUUGGCAAUUUCGGACCAGCCACCGUCUUCGGUGAAUUAGCCAUACUCUACAAUGCGCCCAGACAGGCCACCAUCAAGGCUGCAACGGAUGCACAAGUGUGGAAAAUAGCACGUGAAACUUUUCGAGCUAUUAUGCAAAUUUCUGGCUCACGGGAAAGGGAAGAGAAUUUGCAAUUUUUACGUUCUGCUCCAUUCUUACAGGAACUGGACGACAACUUGCUUAACAAAGUUGUGGAUCUUUUGCAAAGAAAAUUCUACGAGACUGACAAAUGUAUUGUACGAGAGGGAGAAUUGGGCAAUGAAUUCUACAUCAUACGCUGCGGUACAGUCACCAUUAAGAAGAAGGACGAAAACAAAGUCGAACAGAUUGUGGCGAAACGCAAACGUGGCGAUUAUUUUGGCGAGCAGGCUUUAAUGAAUGCCGAUGUAAGACAGGCCAGCGUCUACGCAGACGCCCCUGGCACGGAGGUUCUUAAACUGGACAGAGAAGCCUUCAUUAGCUAUUUGGGUACGAUUAGGCAACUGCAAGAGAAACCCAACGAACGAAAUGAUUCUCAAGGACGUUCGAGUAACAAAAGUGCUGAAUUCGAUAAUGAAUAUGCACAGAUUGCCAUCUCAGACCUAAAGAAGAUAGCCACAUUGGGUGCUGGGGCCUUUGGUCGAGUGGAUUUGGUUACCCAUGGACAGCGUCAACAAGUCUUUGCCCUUAAGAUUAUCAAAAAGAUCGAGGUGGUCAAGCAGGAUCAAAUCGAGCAUGUAUAUAAUGAGAAAAAUGUCAUGAUCAAGUGUCGGGAUUCACCUUUUAUAGUGCAACUCUAUCGCACGUAUCGCAAUGAUAAAUUUGUAUAUUUCCUUAUGGAAGCCUGCAUGGGUGGCGAUGUGUGGACGGUCAUGUCUAAGCGUCAAUAUUUUGAUGAGAAAACUGCCAAAUUUAUUGCCGGCUGUGUGGUGGAAGCAUUUGAUUUUCUGCAUUCGCACAAUUUCAUCUACAGGGAUCUGAAGCCGGAGAAUUUAAUGCUAGGCACAGAUGGCUAUUGCAAGCUGGUGGACUUUGGUUUCGCCAAGUAUGUUAGACCCAAUGAGAAGACAAAUACUUUUGCUGGCACUCCCGAGUAUGUGGCACCUGAGAUCAUUUUGGAUCGUGGUCAUGAUCGCUCUGUGGACUACUGGGCUUUAGGUAUACUAAUCUAUGAACUUUUGGUGGGCAAGACACCCUUUCGGGGUGUCAAUCAGAUCAAAAUCUAUCAGCAAAUUCUGAGUGGCAUUGAUGUGAUUCACAUGCCCGGACGUAUACCAAAACCAGCUCAGAAUUUGGUUAGACAUUUGUGCAAACAAUUGCCGGCCGAACGUUUGGGUUAUCAACGCAAAGGAAUUGCCGAUAUCAAGAAGCACAAUUGGUUCGAUAGUUUAGAUUGGCAGCGUCUGAAGCUGAAACAAUUGACAUCGCCCAUCAAGAGAGCCCUGAAGAGUGCCACCGACUUGCAGUAUUUCGGGCCCUCUGGGGUAGAGAAUGAUUAUGAACCGCCCGAGGAGCUUAGCGGUUGGGAUAAGGACUUUUAGGACUAGAAUAUUGAGUGAAUUUAAUGAUAUUGAAUUAUACAUGUACAUACAUACGUAGUUAAACAUUAUGAACCGAAUAUGUUAAUAACUUAAUAACUUGUUUAAUAAAUUGAUAUUAUUUUUAAGUAAA
This is a messenger RNA of Drosophila willistoni, 4197 nucleotides long. RefSeq names its product cGMP-dependent protein kinase 1. Lineage: Eukaryota; Metazoa; Arthropoda; Insecta; Diptera; Drosophilidae. Gene Ontology annotation, biological process: protein phosphorylation. The transcript has 11 exons. Gene Ontology annotation, molecular function: cGMP-dependent protein kinase activity; ATP binding. The record is from RefSeq and is a predicted model, not a curated record. Bases 972 to 4067 code for a protein of 1031 amino acids.